Molecule: messenger RNA, 1538 nt
Organism: Rhinopithecus roxellana (golden snub-nosed monkey)
Lineage: Eukaryota; Metazoa; Chordata; Mammalia; Primates; Cercopithecidae
Gene: GCSH
Product: glycine cleavage system protein H
Exons: 5
Coding region: 132-653 (173 amino acids)
Biological process (GO): glycine decarboxylation via glycine cleavage system; protein lipoylation
Cellular component (GO): cytoplasm; mitochondrion; glycine cleavage complex
Source: RefSeq, a predicted model, not a curated record
GUCCCGCCUCCGCGGCACCGCCUCCGCGCCUCUGUCCAGCCGGCUUGCUCCGGCCGCGAACUGCCCCUCCCCGCCCCGCCUCCCGGCGCGGGUGGCCGAGGCGUAGCGCUGCGACCCCCGUCCCUGCGAACAUGGCGCUGCGAGUGGUGCGGAGCGUGCGGGACCUGCUCUGCACUCUGCGCGCGGUCCCGUCCCCCGCCGCGCCCUGCCCGCUGAGGCCCUGGCAGUUGGGGACGGGCGCCGUCCGGACACUGCGCACGCGACCCGCUCUGCUUUCGGUGCGCAAAUUCACAGAGAAACAUGAGUGGAUAACAACAGAAAAUGGCAUUGGAACAGUGGGGAUCAGCAAUUUUGCACAGGAAGCACUGGGAGAUGUUGUUUACUGUAGUCUACCUGAAGUUGGGACAAAAUUGAACAAACAAGAUGAGUUUGGUGCUUUGGAAAGUGUGAAAGCUGCUAGUGAACUCUAUUCUCCUUUAUCAGGAGAAGUAACUGAAAUUAAUGAAGCUCUUGCAGAAAAUCCAGGACUUGUAAACAAAUCUUGUUAUGAAGAUGGUUGGCUGAUCAAGAUGACACUGAGUAACCCUUCAGAACUAGAUGAACUUAUGAGUGAAGAAGCAUAUGAGAAAUACAUCAAAUCUAUUGAGGAGUGAAAAUGGAACCCCUAAAUAAACUAGUAUGAAAUACUGCAACCCAGCAGAUUGUCUUAAAUUAGUGGUGGAUAGAAGACUUAGAAUAGCAACUUUUAGCAUUACCGAUGGAGAAGAAAAAAACUACUGUUAACGCUGCUAAUGAAGGAAAAUGCCCUUUAACUUUCUAAUGAUUAUAGAUUUUAGACUAGGCUCUAGUGUUCAGAAUUCAUUAAAUUAUCCAUGGUAAAAACUAGUUUUAAAAAUUACAUAAUUCAAAGAUAACGUUGUUAUUCUUAAGCCUUAUAUAAUAUUGUAACUUGCAUAUAUCCAUACCUGGAUUUGGGAUGAAAUACUUAAUGAUCUUUCCAUUGGAAAUAACUGGGAGUGAAGGGGUUUUUGUUGCUUGUACAGUGUCAGAUGACACACCACUAUCUUGAUUUUGCAAUACACUGCAUUUGCUGGUGCUGUUUUUAUAUGGUGAAGCAACAGCUUUGCAGCAAAAUAAUAAAAUACUUCUUCGUUAAUCAUGUUUUUUUGUUUUGAUGUUAAUAUUUCAUUUAGUGACUCUGCUAGUAUUUGUGAAAGUGCUAACUUUAACUUAGGGAAAGUUACCUUUUUUUUUUAAAAGGAAAUUUAAGCCAGACAAUGAAAACCUCCAAGAAAAUGUUUCCUUUAGUCACGAAUCUGGUUUUUCUUAAGCCAGGAUCACCUUUAACAUAAUAAAAAAUAAAUCACCGACUUUGAUUUUCUAUCAUGUGAGGUCCGAAGAAAGAAGAGGAAAGACAAAGGAAGGUGGAAGUUUUGAUCAGUAUAGCACAUGGUAUUUUUAAGAAGUUAAACCACAUUCAGGUUUCCACUUAAGUCAUGGGAAUAAAAGUGGACACAGAUUGAAGCUUUAUGAGCUCA